AUGGAGGUCUUCGACGGUGUCGAUCUGGACGACCUGCCGUCCAAUGCUUUCGACUCUUCGCUGAGCGACGACGAAUUCUCGAGCUGGCCUUCUGAAGGGUCGCCGGACCCGCUCGACCGUGAUGACGAAAGCAUGGAUCUUUCGGACGAGGGAGCUGAAGACGAGUACGGCGACUAUGAGGACUACGACGAACACGGCGGACACGACUGGGAAGAAAACGAAGAUCAUCACUCGGACGAGUACCACGAGCACUCAGGCUCCGAGUACGGCGGCGGCGAGAUCGAGUUCAUGUUUGACGGCGAGAACGAAGUGCUCCAGGAGGACGAGGAUCGGGAAGGCGAAGGCUUCCGGGAUCUCGAGGGCGGCUUCGAUGACAACGACGAUCAACCUUCUCCCCGACCCCACCUGCCAGACCGCCGCAGCGUUGCCGAGCUUUUCACAGGAUUUCAACCUCGCCACCAACCAACACGCUCCGCAUUUCCGCCAGGCUCGCGCCCUGACAGCCCGCCUGCGAACAUCCUCCCGCCCAUCGACACUAUCCUGUCAAGCUUGGGGCUUGGCGCCAUGCCGGAAAUGGAGUCCCGCCGACGCCAGUCAUUGCGUUCUCCCGGGCAAGAGCGAAUACCGGUCGGGCGCGCGGACGGGUGA
Molecule: messenger RNA, 648 nt
Organism: Thermothielavioides terrestris NRRL 8126
Lineage: Eukaryota; Fungi; Ascomycota; Sordariomycetes; Sordariales; Chaetomiaceae
Exons: 2
Coding region: 1-648 (215 amino acids)
Source: RefSeq, a predicted model, not a curated record